Messenger RNA from Panicum virgatum (switchgrass), 1603 nucleotides. RefSeq names its product homocysteine S-methyltransferase 1-like. Gene Ontology annotation, molecular function: zinc ion binding; S-adenosylmethionine-homocysteine S-methyltransferase activity. The record is from RefSeq and is a predicted model, not a curated record. Lineage: Eukaryota; Viridiplantae; Streptophyta; Magnoliopsida; Poales; Poaceae. The coding region runs from base 292 to 1263 and encodes 323 amino acids. The transcript has 7 exons. Gene Ontology annotation, biological process: S-methylmethionine cycle.
CGUGGUCCUGGACGGUCGGGCUGAUCUGCGAGCGCACCUACCCCAGGAUCCAGUCCACGUUCGUUGGUUGGCAUUGGUGAGCUCGCGAUCGCCUCCUGGAUUGCUUGGCUUGUCGCCAAAUUUAGUCGCCAUUUACCUACCGUAUCCCAUCUCAUUCUCGUCUCACCAGUAUAUAUCUCGCGGCUCGAGCCCCUACCCGCCGCGCACCUCACUUGAUCACGUCGAAGCAAGGUCUCUCUCCAUCGGCUGCCUCCGCGCCCUGCGUAGCUGUGCGUGAACCGGCGGCCGGAGAUGGGCGCGGUGGAGGAGCUCGUGGCGAGAGCGGGCGGGUGCGCGGUGAUCGACGGCGGCUUCGCCACGCAGCUGGAGGCGCUCGGCGCCGACAUCAACGACCCGCUCUGGAGCGCUGCAUGCCUCAUCGCCAGGCCGCUCCUCGUCAAGGAGGUUCAUUUGCAGUACCUUGAAGCCGGUGCUGACGUCAUCAUUUCAUCAUCCUACCAGGCAACGAUCCCGGGGUUCCUAGCCAGAGGAAUGUCUCUGGAUGAGGCUGAAGACUUGCUGCGAACAAGUGUAAAACUGGCCCUGGAAGCACGGGACGAAUUCUGGAAGUCCACACUGAGGAAGUCGAAGCCUAUUUACAACCGUGCCCUAGUCGCUGCAUCCAUUGGAAGCUAUGGAGCAUAUCUCGCUGAUGGAUCAGAGUACAGUGGAUCAUAUGGAGCUGACAUCACAGUUAAAAAACUGAAGGACUUCCACAGGCGCCGGCUGCAGGUCCUUGCAGGUGCCGGCCCUGACCUGAUUGCAUUUGAAGCCAUUCCUAACAAAAUGGAGGCACAGGCAUUGGUUGAGCUUCUAGACGAGGAGAGCAUCCAGGUCCCAUCUUGGAUCUGCUUCAGCUCCGUGGACGGCAAGCACCUGUGCUCUGGGGAAAGCUUCGCAGGCUGCCUUCAGAUUCUGAACGCGAGCGAGAAGGUUGCUGUUGUAGGAGUGAACUGCACGCCGCCUCAAUUCAUCGAAGGCAUCAUAGGCGAAUUCAGGAAGCAAACAAAGAAGGCGAUUGCUGUCUACCCGAACAGUGGCGAGGUUUGGGACGGGAGAGCAAAGAGGUGGCUGCCGGCCGAGUGUUUGGGUCACAAGAGCUUCGACGCGCUCGCGAAGAGAUGGCAGGAGGCCGGGGCGAGCCUCAUCGGAGGAUGCUGCCGGACCACGCCUUCGACUAUUCGGGCCGUUUCCAAGAUCCUCAAGGGCAGGGCAGGGCACUGAUUUCUUCAGAAUAGAUAUACUACGCUAUGCUGCCGGAAUAAAAUUCAAAAUAUAAAUUUCUGCAGUUAUCUUCUCCCCCCAUUCAAUUUUGAGCUCAUCGCGUGAACGUUUAAAUAUAAUUUGGCAGUGCAAAACGUAAACGGUUUGUACUGUUGACGAGUAGUGUUUACCCACAGAUCUAGGUACGGUCGUAACAGAGUUGAUGUUUUUUUUUUUGAGUAAAAGAGUUGAUGUUGUUUGGAUAAUGGAUAUGGCGCUCUCCUCACCAAAUUAAGAUUAUCAGACUGCCAGAAUCUUUUGUCCAACUAACUAUUCUUUUUAUAAAAAUGCUCAACCUGUA